Dothidotthia symphoricarpi CBS 119687 is the source of this 623-nucleotide messenger RNA. RefSeq lists its product as uncharacterized. The transcript has a single exon. NCBI's taxonomy places the organism in Eukaryota, Fungi, Ascomycota, Dothideomycetes, Pleosporales, Dothidotthiaceae. Bases 73 to 471 code for a protein of 132 amino acids. The record is from RefSeq and is a predicted model, not a curated record.
CUCCAUCCACCCCCCUCCGCAUCAACACGCCCCAUACGCCCAGCUUGGCAUAGUACUACGUUACAUUCACGAAUGCGCGCAAGGGAGCCGGGCUCGUGCUCGCGCUCGCUCGCUUACAAGGUCGGCGUCUGUGUGUGCGUCUUGGUGCGACGGGUGGCGCCGUGUGCGACAUUGGCGUGCUUCUUGAAUAUUCCUUGUCUUGUCUUGUCUUGUUUUGUUGUGUCAGGCGACUUUGGGGAAGGGUUGCGUGUGGAUGGUGUGAGACUUGUGGACGAUAGAUGGGGUAUGCAUGCAUGCAUGGGGGGGAGGGACGGAUCGUCAUGGCGUGAGGGAGGUUACCUGUGGGGUUGGGGGGUUAUGCAGAGAUUGACGUAUGCUGUAUGCUGUAUGCUGGACGUGUGUUGUGUGAGUUAUGUUGUUGAGCGUGAAGGGUCUGCUUCUUGGGUUGGGUUAGUGGUGGGAGGUGAGUAAGUGAGUGAAUGAUGGCAGAAGUUGUUGAUCUUCUGCCUAGUUUCUCCGUGUCUCAUUGAGUAAGGUUCUCGAUCUUGAUACUCGUCUCAUCUUGCUCUUUAUUCUAUCUCGCCACCUCCAUGUUGAAGCCGAUCGGAGGCGUGCAGUGCCAU